Molecule: messenger RNA, 453 nt
Organism: Aureococcus anophagefferens
Lineage: Eukaryota; Pelagophyceae; Pelagomonadales; Pelagomonadaceae
Exons: 4
Coding region: 58-453 (131 amino acids)
Biological process (GO): proteasome-mediated ubiquitin-dependent protein catabolic process
Cellular component (GO): proteasome regulatory particle, base subcomplex
Molecular function (GO): proteasome-activating activity; ATP hydrolysis activity; ATP binding
Source: RefSeq, a predicted model, not a curated record
AUUGGUACCAAGCGGUUCGGGGGGGAACAGUCAGGUGAUCGUGAGGUCCAACGCACCAUGUUGGAGCUUUUGAGCCAGCUCGAUGGUUUUUCCUCGGACGAAAAGAUCAAGGUUAUUGCUGCGACGAAUAGACCUGAUGUGCUUGAUCCAGCACUACUGCGCUCUGGCCGUCUUGAUCGUAAAAUUGAGCUGCCACAUCCUACUGAGAUGGCGCGCGCACGGAUCAUGCAGAUUCAUUCACGCAAGAUGAACGUAGACAAGGAUGACUCAAACUUCGAGGAACUUGCACGCUGCUGUGAUGAUUUCAACGGUGCUCAAUGUAAGGCGAUCUGUGUAGAGGCCGGCAUGCUGGCACUCAGACGUGAAGCUACCACAGUCAAACACGAAGACUUCAUGGAAGGCAUCGCUCUCGUCGCAGCUAAAAAAAAAGGGUCCCUCGACUACUAUGCCUGA